Molecule: messenger RNA, 3483 nt
Organism: Triticum dicoccoides
Lineage: Eukaryota; Viridiplantae; Streptophyta; Magnoliopsida; Poales; Poaceae
Product: putative disease resistance protein RGA1
Exons: 6
Coding region: 1-3483 (1160 amino acids)
Molecular function (GO): ADP binding
Source: RefSeq, a predicted model, not a curated record
AUGUAUGACCUCAUUAAUCGAGUGGAGUGGAGAAGCCACAUAGUUGGCGUGGCUGAGUUCCUUCCAAAACUCAAGGAUGCAGUCUAUGAUGUUGAAGACCUUCUUGACGAGCUCAGAUGGUACAACCAUAAGGUGAUAGUGGAGGGCAAUUCAAGCCAAUCAUCUAUUACUGACUUCUUUAACAGCUUCAUCAAUGUGAAUGAUAUCCAUGAAAGGCUAGAUCACAUUUCCAAUCGCCUAGAUAAGAUGGGGUUGGGUGAACUGACACCACGGUUUGACAGAACAGUCAGGCCAGAGACUAGCUCUUUCCCCAAUGAAACAAAAAUAUUUGGUCGUGACAUGGAGCUAAAGCAGAUAUUGAGAGUGCUCGAUGAUUUCGAUGAGAAGAGGCUAACUAAAGAGGCUAUAGAAUCAUGUCCCGAUAAAGAGGCAACAACUAACAAUCUGAAUUCUCUUCAGCUUGCUCUUUCUAAUGUAUUGCACAACAGAAAGUUCUUGAUUGUCCUUGAUGAUUUGUGGGAUGAUGCUUUGAAAGAAAAUGGUCAGUGCUGGAAGAGGUUUUGUGCACCUUUCAGAAAUGUGCUACAAGGAAGUAUGAUGUUAGUCACCACUAGAUCUCGAAAAGUUGCUGAUUUAGUACGCACAAUGGAGCCAAUUAUAUUAGAGGGUUUAAAGGAUGAUGAAUUUUGGAAUUUCUUCAAACUAUGUGUGUUUGGAUCUGAGAGUUCCAAUGAUUUUCCAGAGUUGGAUCUCAUUGGUAGAAAGAUACUUCCUAAAUUGAAGGGCUCUCCUUUAGCGGCUAGAACUCUUGGACGUAUGUUACGGGAUGACCUUCGUACAUCACAUUGGAAUAAUAUACUAGACAGUGAAUUGUGGGAGUUGGACCAAGAGAGGACUGAAAUUGUGCCAGCUCUACGGUUGAGCUACAUAUAUUUACCAUUCCACUUGAAGAGAUGUUUUUCAUUUUGUGCUAUGUAUCCCAAAGAUAAGGAGUUUGAAAAGGACAACAUAGCGGAAAUUUGGGCGGCAGAAGGCUUUGUGAAAUGUCAAGGUGUUGUUCCACUUCAACAUAUUGGCUGUCAAUACUUUAAUGACCUUUUAAAUCGGUCCUUCUUUCAAGAAGUUCAAGGAAAAUACUUAAUCCAUGACUUGUUGCAUGAUAUGGCACAAAAAGUUUCCGAGGAUGAUUGUUUCAUUGUGAAAAGGGCGUCUGACUUCAAAAGGAUUCCUCAGAAUGUCCGGCAUUUGUCAGUACUCAAUGGCAAAGGCAAAUACAAUUUUGACUUGUCGAGCCUAUGCCAGUACAAAAAGCUGCGUACCCUUCUUUGCAACAAACCUUUGGGAAAUAAAAAAACCUCAGGUCGUUUGGUGGGAGAUUGGUGCAAUGAACUUCUGCGUAUGCGUGUGAUUGUUUGUGCAUCUUUGAAUGAGUUACCAGCUAGCAUUGGCAAACUGAAGCAUCUUCGAUACCUUGAGAUAUCAAGAUCUUGUUAUGUCACCAGUUUUCCUACAACAUUAUGUAGGCUCCAUAAUUUACAGGUUUUAUGUGUCAAGAAAUGCCAGGUAGAAAGCUUGCCUAGUGACUUCAAUAGGUUGAUCAACUUAUGGAGAUUUGAAUCAGAGGGAUUUAAAUAUGGUCCAAAUAUUAGAGGAUUUCCAGAAGAAUAUUAUGGAGUACAUAUUGAUGCAGCCGAAGAUAAGUGUGGACUAGGAUGUAGGUUGAUAAAGAAUAUGAAGCAACUUCGUGGGCAUUUGGCGAUAACUGAUGUUUACAACCUAAGCAAGUAUCAUUCAGCAGAAGCCAAACUAAAGAAUAAGGAAUGUUUUGACAAGAUGACGCUGCAUUGGGGACAUCUGGGUAGAAUAUUAUUCUUUGCCACUUCAGAGGAAAACGAUAUAGAAGUCCUUGCAGAUCUACAACCUCCUGCUAGUAUCAAGUCUCUAGUCCUUGACGGGUAUCCAGGUGUUGCCCCUCCGAGCUGGUUUGAGCCACAAAGCCUGUCAAGCUUAACAUCCGUUUCAUUUGUUUGUUGUAAUGUACUCGAGAUACUUAGCAGCACUGGUUUCUCGUCCCUGACAGAUCUAAUCAUUGAUCGUUGCAACCAUUUAUCAAGUCUCGAACAGCUUCUCCAUCCAACUUAUCUGCCAGCUAUCAAGAAAAUUGCAAUAAUGAGUUGCUGGAACUUAAUAACAGUAGGGACCGAAAGAUUUGGGGAUUUUCAUUGCCUUGAAAUAUUCAAGCUGAUGAAUUGUAGAAACAUAAACUCCGAGAGUUUGACUUCCCCAUCUCUCAAGAAGCUCGUGCUAGAUGGUAGCUGUGGGAAUCUCACAGACAAUAUCCAAUGCCGCUCUCUCACCAACUUUUACCUGACACACGGCAGUCUCACGUCCAUCCAACUACAUAUGUGGAAUCUUCCUGCUCUACAGGAAUUGCAUAUUAAAAAUUGUGAAUCUCUUACAUCUAUUGGAGAAGCUGGACAGGUCUUCCCCAACCUCACUUCCCUAACAAUCAGUUACUGCGUAAAACUGUCAACCAUUGAUGGUUUCCUAGAAAUAGAAUAUCUACCUGCCAUUGAGAGUAUUACAUUUCACUGCUGUCCAAAAUUGUUCAUGUACGGUAAAAGGUUUGGGGAUUUUUCUUCUCUGAAGAAUUUGGAAAUUUCUUAUUGCAAGGGUAUCAACUGGGAGGGAUUGGUGUUAUUACCAUCGUCCCUCCAAAGUCUCCACUUAGAAGACUGUGGGGAUAUCUCUGUAUUUAUUCCCAGAUGCUUAGAAAACCUCCAAUCCUUGGUUUCACUAAAAAUAUUAUGGUGUUCGCAUAUAAGAUCCAUUCCAGGCCACCUUUGGAGCAGUACUCUCUCAUCACUCCAGGAAUUACAGAUUUACUAUUGUUCAAACAUUGUUUCUAUUGGUGGAGCAGAUGACAUUUCAGAAAUACAAAAUGUGUUGAUUGAGAGCUGUUACUGUUUGAGGGGUAUAGAGCAGCCCAUGAAAAGAGGCAGCUUCUUGAUAUCCAAGAAGCAGGAGCAGCCUGUGAAAACAAGCUCAAAUUCGAGCGGCGCUCCCGCAGCCGCUGCCGGGAAGGCACGCCCGCCCGCCGCCGCUGCCGCUGCGAAUCUGGUGCAGGCCAUCCCCACCCCACCGGUGAAGAUGCGCAAGGUGGCGGGGGUGAAACGCAGGAAGGUGGCCACAAAAGGUCCGAUCGCCAUCCCAAAAGCUCCAUCGAGGAUGCCCGCCGACGACGCUGCUGCCGCCGCCCCCGAGGUGUUCGAUGGAAUGGGCGCAAGAGGUUCACUCACCAAGUUUUAUGAUGAUGAUGAAGAUGACAAUGGCCCAAUAAACAAGAACAAGCCUGAUGGAAACAAGAAGGUCAAGGACAAGAUCAAGAGGGAAGCGAAGACAUCAAGCUUGCGGGACAAGAUAAAUGCCAUGGUGCAAUCAAAUGAGUUGAUGGUGGCCAAGACAUUGGAGGCAAAGAAGUAG